GUAAAAUUGCUAACACUUUUUAAUGGUAUUUCAACUAAUUUUAAAUGCAGUCUGUUUGAGCCUAUGAUAGUUUUAGUCAUAAUAAUGUCAUCACGUAGAAACCCUUUUCCAUUUCCUCAACUGCAAAAUGAUGAUGAUUUUGUGGGUCAAAGAGCAACGCAGAAGAGUCCUUUCAGAAUUUCUGCAUCCGCUGCUCAGCAAUCCAAUCCUUGGAAUCGCUUGAAUCAUAUCAAUACUCUUGCAAGCAGUCGACGAGAAGUUUACCAUUCUGAUCCACGAGCUCCAAACGACAGUCUUGAUUUUGUUUUGAAAUCUGGAUAUGACCAUCACAAUGAAUUUCUACGAGGAAACAAUGAAACUUUAGUUCAGGGAGAAACCGUAACAACUAACCACGGCAGAGUAUUGAAGAAUCGUGUUGUUGAAGUUCCACCACCUUUUGAUCCCUUAUACCCACCAUUGGCACGAGCGGAAAUGUCAAAAAAAGACAGCAUUAAUUGCGUCGACGGAGCAAUACAAAGUCAUCAUAGUGCUGCAACGAACAGGGGAUAUUCACGGCGACACGAUGGUGGAUUUUAUUCGAUUUAAAUGUGAAAUCUUUUUUUGUUAUAAAAAUGAUUCAGUAUUGCUAUUCUUAUGUUUAUUAUAAUUUCUUUAAUAAUUGUCUUUUAUUAAGGAUAAAAAAUUAAUCAAAAAAAAAAACCUCAAAAAUUUUUUAAACAUAAAAGAGUUAAUUUCAAUUUAGAACUUGAUUUUUUUGCACUCUUUUAUUCAAAAAAUGAUAAUUGAAUUUUUGCAAACUGUCAAAUUUUUCAGCUGAUCAAAUUAAUUCCUGUAUAUAUAAAUACUCUUCACUUCCCCACUUUAUUUUUAAGCCUUUUUUCACUUAUGGAAAUAUCUAUUAUUUCAAAAGUUUGUUAAGUUUGUCACAAUGUUUAUGUAAACAAAUACAUUUUAAUGUGUAAUUUUCAUGUCUCAUCUCACGUGUGUUAUUACUGCUUAAUUUAAAUUGUGAUAAAAUCAACUUUUCUAAUGAAAAUAUAUAUGAGGGGCACAGUAAACAGUACAGUAAAGCAGCGCUUUUAAUAUUGAUAUUGCUGCUUGUCAUCAAUUUGUGAAUUUGGAAAACAAUUUUGAAUAUAUUUCUGAUGAAGAUAUGCCAUUUAUGUACAGUUCAUUCUAUUUCUUCAACUUCACUGACUUACUUCAACGGCAUAAUUUGAAAUAUUGUUUUUAAACAGAAUUUAAGUUUUUUUUUAAAUAAUACUAACAAUUUUCAUUUCUUUCAUAGUUAAAAAAAAUAUUGGUAUCAAUAGAUUUUGUCUGUGAUUAAAUUUGUUAGAUGAAUUUAAUUUCUUCACUCGCCUUUUCAUAUGUUAACAAAAUAUAAUGAUAGAAUUUCUUGAUAUUUUGUUUCGUCAAUUCUGAGUUCAAUUUGUAUUGUAGAAUAUUGUAUCAUCUGUUUUAAAUUGAUGUUUCUUA
This is a messenger RNA of Styela clava, 1479 nucleotides long. Its product is annotated as protein CFAP276-like. The record is from RefSeq and is a predicted model, not a curated record. NCBI's taxonomy places the organism in Eukaryota, Metazoa, Chordata, Ascidiacea, Stolidobranchia, Styelidae.